GUUGGCCUUCUCACAAGACUUUCCUUCUGUAAGUCUGUGGUUAUUAACAGCUAUUUCUGUGACCAUGGCCAGAUAUACAGGCUUGCAUGCAAUGACCAUUUCCCCAAUUACAUCAUUAGUUGUCUGUACCCUGUUCUUAUUUUUUGGCUUCCAUUCGUUUUUAUCUUGUUAAGUUACCUAUAUAUUGGCUGCACUUUGGCUAAAGUGGCGACUGUUCAAGAAGGUCUCAAGGCCUUUAAAACAUGCAUAGCUCAUCUUUCAUUGGUGGCAAUAUAUUUCAUUCCAGUGUUAAUCACAUUUACUCUGAUGGAAAAAAUACAGCCAAAUGCCAGGAUCAUGAACCUGUCUUUGACCUCUAUUUUUCCUCCCAUGCUGAACCCAAUCAUUUAUGUUCUGCAGACACAAGAAAUCAAACAAUCUGUCAAAAGGUUGUUGAAAAUCAGAGGGAAAUCCAAAAUCAUAAAGAAAUGA
Molecule: messenger RNA, 471 nt
Organism: Anarrhichthys ocellatus (wolf-eel)
Lineage: Eukaryota; Metazoa; Chordata; Actinopteri; Perciformes; Anarhichadidae
Product: olfactory receptor 1082-like
Exons: 1
Biological process (GO): G protein-coupled receptor signaling pathway
Cellular component (GO): plasma membrane
Molecular function (GO): olfactory receptor activity
Source: RefSeq, a predicted model, not a curated record